This is a messenger RNA of Gadus chalcogrammus (walleye pollock), 1000 nucleotides long. RefSeq names its product parapinopsin-like. Gene Ontology annotation, cellular component: membrane; photoreceptor outer segment. NCBI's taxonomy places the organism in Eukaryota, Metazoa, Chordata, Actinopteri, Gadiformes, Gadidae. The transcript is spliced from 4 exons. Gene Ontology annotation, biological process: visual perception; G protein-coupled receptor signaling pathway. Gene Ontology annotation, molecular function: G protein-coupled receptor activity. The record is from RefSeq and is a predicted model, not a curated record. The coding region runs from base 16 to 915 and encodes 299 amino acids.
ACGCUGUCCGCCAUCAUGGCGCUGGUCACCGCGCCGUCCCUCGUGCUCAACGCCACGGUGGUCAUAGUGACGCUGCGGCACAAGAAGCUGCGCCUGCCGCUCAACGUCGCGCUCGUCAACAUGGCGGUGGCCGACCUGGGCGCCGCCCUGACCGGGGGGGUCCUCGGCGUGGUGUACAACGCCUGGCCCGGACACCCCCCGCUGGGCAGGACGGCCUGCGUGGUGGAGGGCUUUGCGGUGUCCGUGUUCGGCAUCACGUCCCUGUGCACGGUGGCCCUGAUUGCCAUGGAGCGGAUGUUUGUGGUCUGCAAACCCCUGGGCCAGUUCAACUUCCAGAUGAAGCACGCCGCGGUCGGUGUGGCUCUGUCCUGGCUCUGGUCGCUGGGCUGGAACCUGCCCCCCCUCUUCGGCUGGGGCCGCUACGAGCUGGAGGGCGUGGGGACGUCCUGCGCCCCGGACUGGCACAGCCGGGACCCCAGCACCGUCUCCUACAUCCUGUGCUACCUGUGCCUGUGCUUCGCCAUGCCCUUUGUCCUCAUAAUGGCGUCCUAUGGGAAGCUGCUGUGGACGUUGCACCAGGUGUCCAAGAAGGUGUGUCUGGAGGGAGGGGCCUCAGCACGGGCGGAGGCGAAGGUGGCGCGCAUGGUGGUUCUCAUGGUGGUGUGCUUCCUCACGGGCUGGCUUCCUUACGCCGGCAUGGCCAUGGUCGUGGUGUAUAGCCCCGAUGUCCACAUCUCUCCGCUGGUGGCCACGCUGCCCGUGUACCUCGCCAAGAGCAGCACUCUUUUCAACCCCCUUGUAUACAUCUUCCUCAAUAAACAGUUCCGACAGUAUGCGGUGCCCUUCCUGCUGUGUGGGAGGCAACCCUGGGUUGAAGAGGAGGACGUAUCAGAGACACAGACCAUGGUGGAGUGAAGCAAUGAGAGGUAGCCCUACUGAUAUCCUGGUCCUUCAGGUCAAGUCAUCCAUCAUAUGUGCUGUGUGCAUUAAAAUGUUAAAU